Molecule: messenger RNA, 1269 nt
Organism: Dichomitus squalens LYAD-421 SS1
Lineage: Eukaryota; Fungi; Basidiomycota; Agaricomycetes; Polyporales; Polyporaceae
Product: cyclopropane fatty acid synthase
Exons: 11
Coding region: 1-1269 (422 amino acids)
Source: RefSeq, a predicted model, not a curated record
AUGGUCUGUACGGCACUCAGAAAGGGUAUUAGGCAUGGGAGCGUGACUAUCGCCGACAACUCCGGUUUAUAUACUUUCGGAGAGAGUACUCCUAAUACGAAUAGAUGCGGAACUCUCUACAUUCAUGACGAGACGUUCUGGGUUCGGAUCUACGUGUGGUACGACAUUGGCUUUUCCGAAGCCUUCCUAAAUGGAGAGUUCACAUCUCCAGACCUGAAGACCAUACUAAACAUCUAUAUUGACAAUCACUUGGAAUUGGACGCUUUCUCGACAGUGGUAUACAGGGUCAAGAGCGUGAUCGACUCAGUCAUUCAACGGUUUAGUCAUGGUCUGACCAAAGCUGCGGAGAAUGUUGCUGGAUACGACGCCUCCAACGAUUUAUACCGCGCAUUCCUGAGUGCGGAAAUGCAGUAUUCUUGCCCCAUCUGGGGCCAAGAAGAAGGUGGGGUUCGUGGGGACUUGGAAGGGCAGCGACGUCUGGGCGACUUGGAAAGUGCCCAGAAGCGCAAGAUUGAUGCUAUUCUCCGUAAAGCUCGUCUACGUCCUGGAGACAGACUCCUGGAAAUUGGAAGUGGGUGGGGAGGCAUUGCCAUCGCGGCGGCUACAUUGGGCUGCAAGGUGGACACCAUCACGCUCUCUGUGGAGCAGUGUACCCUGGCUAGAGAAAGGGUGGAAGAGGCAGGGUUUUCUCAUUCUGUUCGGGUCCAUCUAAUGGACUAUCGAAACCUCCCACCUGAGUUUCACAAGGCUUUUGACGCAUGCAUUAGCAUAGAGAUGCUGGAGGCCGUCGGCAGCGAGUGGAUGUCUACUUACAUCAAGACAAUUGACUGGGCGCUGAAGGACGAUCGAGCUGCAGUCGUUCUAUCUGCGACUACGUAUCCUGAAGGCACACAUAAGUCUAUUCAAGGAAAUGACUUCGUGCGCAAGUAUCAUUGGCCUAAUUGCACACUCCCUACUUCUACAUCCCUUGCAAACGCAUUCCGAGAUACCCUCAAUGGGAGUUUCUCUUUGGAGUCUAUUGAAGAUAUUGGUUGCCACUACCCUCGCUGCUUGCGUGAAUGGCGCAGGAGACUCAAUGAAAACUGGUCGGAAACGCUCUUGAAAUCUCUUCGAAUCCGCUACCCUACACUGAAGAAUGAGAUGACCCUUGCUGUCUUCAAGCGACGUUGGGAAUAUAUGUACAUAUACAUGGAAGUCGCAUACUCCCGAGUGUGGCUGAGUCUUCCGAUAUGGACUUUUGUUCGUCCGGUCUGCGGAAAACGAAGGUAG